This is a messenger RNA of Cannabis sativa, 1660 nucleotides long. Its product is annotated as early nodulin-like protein 20. Bases 1003 to 1539 code for a protein of 178 amino acids. The record is from RefSeq and is a predicted model, not a curated record. Gene Ontology annotation, molecular function: electron transfer activity. NCBI's taxonomy places the organism in Eukaryota, Viridiplantae, Streptophyta, Magnoliopsida, Rosales, Cannabaceae. The transcript has 2 exons. Gene Ontology annotation, cellular component: plasma membrane.
AUUUGGUUUAUGCAGUUCUUACAAUUUUCUGAAUGAACAAAAUACGAAAUGGAGGGUUUUCUUGUUUUUUGAAAACAACAAACCUUGAGUUUAAGGUUUGCUAUUUAGUGAUUUUGUUACUUUUGUGCAAAACCAAUAGUGAUAGAGUAUUUUUUUUCCCUAUCCUAAUAGAAAUACUGAUUUACCGCUUGUAAAGACCCAACAAAAUAUAACCUAAAAAAUGCAGCAAAAAUUUAAACCCCAUUUCAAAAAGUAUAUUUAUUAAACUUUUCAGCAACUUAAUAGUUGGGCAUAAGUAAACCAAAGUUUGUCCAAAAGCAAGUUUCUCAGAAGACAUUUCCAAAAGUCGUUUCUCCAACAUGUACAUCACUUCUUACAAACAAAGGUAUGCAACCAAGAGAAACCACUAACUAAGCAAAACAAUACCAAAAAUCCUGAUGCAUGUUCGAACAAGCGUUUUUGAAAUCUCAAAUCCUAUCAAAAACUUGGAAAUACCAAGACGUCCAUAGUCCAUCAUGCCCAGUCAAUAUAUAACAUAAACUCAUAGUGAAUCCGCACCUCGAAAAUCCCAGAACAUGUAUAUGCAAACUCACUAAUUCCACAAUUCCAUCCAUAAUCCAUCAUAAUCUUUAAUCCAAAUAAACGGUAAUAGCCUGAGGUUUUAGCUAACAAAACUAUAACAUACUCAAACAAAAACAAUACCUGCGCUGAUUAAAAACAACCUUCCUUUAUUGGUAAUAAUAAUAAUAAGAAGAAGAAAGACAAACGUAGUGGGACCCAUCUAGACACGUGGAAGAAGAAGCAAAAGUAACGGUGAGCGAGUAGAACAUACACAUAUAUAAACAUGCAUUAAGUUGUGAAGUGGUGCCAACUUUUCUUCCCAAAACUUAAUUACGACUCUCUCAAAUCUCCAUUCAUAUACCCUUUAUCUGUUUUUAUAUAUAUAUAUAUAUUCCUUUUCUGUCUAUAUAUAAACUGUGAUAUAUAGAAUAUAGAAUAGUAAUGGAGAAUAAAAGGGUGAUGAUUUUGAUGAUGGUGAUGAUAUUAAUAACUAAAUUUGGUUGUGGAAAAGCUGAAUUACAUUACGUUGGAGGAGGAAAGAGUAAUUGGGCUCCCAACAUCAACUUCUCCCAUUGGUCUUCUCAACAGACCUUUCACUUGGGUGAUUGGCUAUAUUUUGGAUAUAACAAGUACCAAUUCAAUGUGCUGGAGGUAAACGAAACAAGCUAUGAAAAAUGCAUUGAAAAAGAUUUUAUAAAGAACAUAACAAAGGGAGGACGAGAUGUGUUUCAGCUGACUGAGCCUAAAACCUACUACUUUCUCUCCGGUGGAGGCUACUGCUUCGGUGGAAUGAAAGUCGCCAUUCAUGUCGUCCACGGUGGCCCCCCUCCUACUCCCGCGCCCCUUGCCCCCGCUACUAAUCGCUCCUCAAUGGCGGCGGUUCCUUCCAUUACCGGCCAUGUCAUCACUCCUCUUCUGCUAAUUCUUAUUCUCACUUCACCUUUCCUCUAUGUGGACUUUCUUCAUUAUAUAUUUUAGUUAAUUGAUAUUUUGCUUCUUCUUAAUAUUUGUGAUUUGAUGUAAUUUCAUCUUUAUUAUUUUAGAGAGAGAUAUGGCUUUUGUUAUAUAUCUUAUGGUUAAUUUAUUUUCAUUAUUGAAA